Molecule: messenger RNA, 2200 nt
Organism: Conger conger (European conger)
Lineage: Eukaryota; Metazoa; Chordata; Actinopteri; Anguilliformes; Congridae
Gene: mcama
Product: melanoma cell adhesion molecule a
Exons: 17
Coding region: 90-1979 (629 amino acids)
Biological process (GO): angiogenesis
Cellular component (GO): plasma membrane
Source: RefSeq, a predicted model, not a curated record
UUACACUCCCUCUCAGACUUUAUCUGGUUUGCCCUGCAAGAGGAUCGCCCUCGUUUUACUCUGACGACGGGAUAAGGCAAGAGAGAGACAUGGCUUUCCUGCACAGCAUUUUCUUCUGCGUUGCUGUCGCUAUUUUUCUCCAGACUUUGCAAGUAUGGGCGAAGGUGGACGUCACCAUGGAGGAGGCUGUGGAGGUGCACGUGGGAGAAAGAGUGGAGAUUCCCUGCAUUUACUCCAUCACUGAGGAGUCCAGCACCGCGAUGGUCCAGUGGUUCGUGAAACGUGCGGGCAGCAGCAAACGGGAGCGGAUCUACUAUGGGGACGAAGGCACGCAGUUUGUGGACGUGGACACGGACUUCACGGACCGGAUCAGCGUCAGCCCGGCGGACGAGCGCGGCGAGAUGGUGCUGACCGUGCACAAGGUGGAGCUGGGGGACGAACGCGAGUUCAUCUGCCAGGUCAACGGCAUGUCGGCCGGCAACGCCGAGGCCAAGACCCAGCUCAAGGUUUUCGAUCCCCCAGAAGCCCCUGUCAUUGAAGGAGUCCACUCUGGGAUUGCUGUGACCAACGCUCACCCGUCAAAGAUUGCGUCUUGUGAAGCCAGGAACGGCUACCCCAGACCCAACAUCACGUGGUACCGCAACCAAACCCCAUUGGUCCCCUUGAACGGCAAGAUUAACGUGGUCACCCUGAUGACUCGGGAGUCCAGUGGCCUGUACACCAUCCAGAGUGAGCUGCACUACAAGGUGGUUAAGGAGGACAGGGAUGCGCUGUUCCACUGCGCGGUCGCCUACGCCGUCCCCGCAGCCGUGGGGACGGCUGAGUCCAAGAGCAUCAACAUCACCGUGCACUACCCGACAGAAGUCGUGGAGCUUUGGACGGAGUCCCCCAGGGGGCUGGUGAAAGAGGGGGAUACUGUGGAAAUCCGUUGCCGGGGCGAUGGGUACCCCCCGCCACCUUUUACUUUCACCCGAGAGCAACAGCCGGACGUGGAUCUGGGCUCCUCUCAAGACCAGUUGGUCCUGAAGGACGUGACACGAGCCGACAGCGGGAUCUACAAGUGCCACUCCCUGGACCUGGAGACCUAUGCUGAGGCCACGGGCCAGAUGCGGCUGACUGUCCACUACCUGGACCCUGCUGUGGUGGUGCCCAGAGACACAGAGAUCCUGCUGAAGGGGGAGAGCCUGACAGCCACCUGCACCGCCCAGUGCUCUGCAGCCACCGCCACCGUCUGGUUCAAGGAUGGGGAGCGCGUGGCGCAGGGUCACGAGCUGUUCCUGCAGGACGUCUCGUUCGACGCCAUGGGGGAGUACGUGUGUCAGGUGACGGCGCCCUCUCUGCCCGGCCUGCAGACCAACGGUUCAGUGAGCAUCGUCGUUCAGGGGGCCCCUGAGUUGAAGGGCCUGGACUGGCAUGCGGAGCUGGAAGAGGACGUGGAUAAGUGGGUGAACCUCUCCUGCGAAGCUGAAGGAUAUCCCGAACCAACCAUCACCUGGACCGUCACAGGAAGUCAGACCUGGCAUGAGAAGUCGCACAAGGCGACUGAGAACACUGUCCACAGUUCAGUGGCCAUCAAGCUGGCCUCCGACACCACAGCGUCCUGUAACGCCACCAAUAUGAUGGGAGCAGAGCCCAGGUUCUUCAGCAUCAAAGCCAUUCCAAUGGCCACGUCUCCUGCCGCCAGCACUGCAGUCACAGUAAGGGUGACGCCACCGCGGAGAGUCCAAAAAGAGGGCAACGGCGUGAUCAUCAUUGUCAUCAUCGUCUGCAUCCUCCUCCUGGCGAUCCUGGGCAGUGUGCUCUACUUCCUGUACAAAAAAGGCAAAAUUCCCUGCGGGCGGUCUGGCAAACAGGAAAUCACCAAGGAGAAGACCGGUAAAGACGACAUUGUUGUAGAAAUGAAGUCAGACAAGACCGAGGAGGCGGUCCUUCUAAAGGGAAUCAAUGGUGGUGACAAGAAGGCCCAUAACGACCAGUGAGAAGUGCACUGACCUGUGGGAUGGAGGAGGCCAACAGCAGAGCCCUGAAAAGCCCUUCCUGCUCUGCUCAGCUCCACUUUGCCCGGGGAGCUUGUCCCAGAAAGAAACUCUCUUCUCAGUAUUUAAGAAUCUGUCCAAAAUCCAAUUUAAUAAUGCCUCCAGCUUGAUAUCUUCUGGAUUAUUUUCCUGCUUUUGGUCUGCAUUUUUGGACAGAGAAUGCC